Molecule: messenger RNA, 7360 nt
Organism: Bombus pascuorum
Lineage: Eukaryota; Metazoa; Arthropoda; Insecta; Hymenoptera; Apidae
Gene: sky
Product: GTPase-activating protein skywalker
Exons: 12
Coding region: 625-2454 (609 amino acids)
Source: RefSeq, a predicted model, not a curated record
AGAGAACUAAAAAUCGCGAUCCCGCAGUUGGUCUUGAAAGAAUGCAAUACGCGGAUGUAUCAUGAUCGUACGUAUGAGGUCGAAUUGUUCUGUAGCGAUUCCGCUUGUACCGAUACUUGUAUGCUAACAAUUUCGAAUCUUCAUUCACAGUAACGAGUACGCGUAAUAUUAAGAAACAAGUAAAUCUUUACACGCCGAUAUACGAUAUACCAACGACAGUGGCAAUUAUACAACUGUGACUUCGUGUACGUACAGAGAAUCGCUAAAGCAUUACAAUCGACAAGAAAAGUGCGUGUACGUGAGUGAAUAGAGUGCCUCAACCCUGAUCUCCGCGCCCUUCCGAAUCGUUGACAGUAGUCAUCGUGAUUUUCUGCGAACGAUUCUAUCGAUGACGUGCCGUGGACCAGUCUACGAGAACACAAAAGCAUUGCAUGCUGCGUGUUAGGGCAAGAAACAAGGGUCUAUACUAUCGCGUUUUAACCAUUGAGGUGGGCUGCACCGACGAGGCUGUGGACGUUCCUAGAUUGGCGAUGAAAAUUGAAACAUCCCAGGAUAUGACGUAAAUAUUAGUAUAAAGAGUAACGGAGAACGGCACCAUGAAGAAGAAUCUCACGCCGUAGUGCGAUGUUAGUCACACAGACACCCUCCUCGACGGACAAUCUGCCGAAUAUGCUGCCGGUACUCGAGGAGGAGGCGGAUGUCGAUGUCGACGACGCAUUCCCGCCGCACGUCGACACGACGAACAUCGUCAUACAGCCAGAGUCGCCCACCAGCAAGAAGCAAACGCUGAAGACCUUCAACGAGGUCAAUGCGCUUCUCCAGGCCGGCAGAAAGAGGGAGGCUAAGAUGAUCAUAAGGGAAAACGCGUGGCCAUUGAACAACGGGAUCAGAGCGCAAUUGUGGCCAGCCCUUUGCAACCAACACGCACAUGGGAAAAACAUGCUCGAUGGAUUCUAUUGGGAUAUGGUCAAUCAAGUAUUUGGAACUACAGAACUACCGGAAAAAUCAAUCAUGCUACCACCGUUCGUGGACAGCACUCAUUGCCUGUCGUACCACCUGACGAGAAAAGGCAGGAGCGUUGCGGACAGGAUUGUGUCUGUGCUGGGAUACGCUUGUCCUGAUAUCACCUACAGUCCUUCUCUUUAUCCCAUCACGGCUCUUCUACUACACUUUAUGCCAGAGGAGGAGUGUUAUCAUUGUAUGGCCAGCUUGGUCGCCGCUAAAGACAAGAUGUUCAUUACGCAAACGAAACUCCUCUACGAGGUUACCUGGAAAACCGUCGAACAAAUCACUAAAAAGCACGUGAAAUCGGCAGCGGUACAUUUGGCGAGGCACUGUUCUGGAUCGAGAGCAGAAAGAAUUUACAUGGAUUGGAUGUGGUGGAUUUUGCAGCUUCUUCCUUUCCAGCAUUUAGUCAGGGUUAUGGACUGUUUCCUUCACGAAGGCAUCAAGGUCUUCUAUCGUGUAGCAAUGGCUAUAGUUUUAUUAUUCUAUAAGCAUUCAUCGCUGCAAAACUCUGAAUGGAUGAACGAAAUUUCGAAGAACGGUAUUGACGCUGCUCUCUCGAAAUUCUGCAGACAAACACCGGUAACACCAGCUAAAUUUUUACGUACAGCAUUUGGGAUACGUGGACUCAGCUCAGCAUACAUAUCAAGGGUAUUUUUACGCACAGAAAUGGCUCUAAAAAGUAAAAGCGUUAUAUCGGGAUCCAAAUCAUUGGCUAGAUCACGAUCCACAGACAAUUUGCCGACGAGUCAGUCUCAAGUCAACAUUCAGAUGAUGUCGCACACGCUCACCAUACGAGAAAAAGAGUGUGAAGACACAUACAAAGACAGGGGUGCACACAGUCCUGGACCGCGUGCUCUGUCAAUGGGGGUUUAUCCCAUACAAAGCAUAUGCUCCCAGAUUCUAGAUAUGCCUGAUUUAUUCACGUUAUGGUCCUGGCUGCCUAUGCGGAUCACCAUGUAUCAACCAAUCCUAUUGUAUACAACAGAAGAGCAUGGUUGUUCCUUGACAACGUUUUAUGUAAGGGUAGAACAACAUGAACCAACCCUCUUAAUGAUAAAAACAUGUAACAAUGAAGUAUUUGGUGCCUACUGCUCCACAAGAUGGUGUGAACGUAACUUGAAAAAUGAUAAAGGACAAAGACAAGCUUAUUUUGGAACAGGUGAAACCUUCUUAUUCAGUUUAUAUCCUGAACGAGCAAAAUACCCUUGGGUGGGUAUGGAUUCUUCGCACAAUGAUUCUAAAGUCCAUCAUUCAGCUGAACUGUUUAUGGCGGCAGAUUCCAAAAUGAUAACAAUUGGAGGAGGAGACGGUCAAGCGAUAUGGAUGGAUGAAAAUAUAAGAUUCGGUAAAACAGAUCGGUGCUCUACAUUCAAUAAUCCACCCCUUUGUGCCAGCGGCGAUUUUGAGAUUAGGGUACUAGAAGUAUAUGGAUUUGCUGGUGCUUGAAAAGAAGACAGGAUUUGGCACUAUAACGUAUCAGCUUAUUUGAUUCCCUACUGCCAUUUAGCGACUCUCUUCUAUACAUAUAGUGUCGUAUACAUUAUAUACAAGUAUCUUCGUAUCGUAUAUGUGCAAAAUUAUCGCGCUUUUCUAGUCGCGGUAUUUGUGAUGCAUCUUCAGUCGUUUGCGGAAUACUAGUAUUAUUAUAUGUGCAUGUUUCAUUGUUGAGGCGCUCUAAGAGGUUCUGUACCGAUUGAGAUUACAUAGAUUUAUCUCCUUCGUUUUAUUACGCUUGUAUGUUCGAUUAUUUGUCUCGACGUUUGCAGAAACAAUAAGACGAUUUCUACAUUUAUUGUGUUGCGAAUUCUCUAGCAGGACAUAGAAUGACAUGAAAUGGUUGCUAACGCAUAGAUCAUAGUCCGCGACAUGGUGAACAUCGACAAUAAUCAACGUUAAGUCAUCUUUAGUUAUGUUACAAAUCUUGAUAUCUAACAUGUACAUAUGUAAGAAAUGAUUGAUUAUUUACAUGAAUACUUAAUAUUCAUUGGACCAGAUGCUGUAUAUAUAUAUAUAUAUACGUACGUAUAUACAUAUAUAUAUAUAUAUGUAUAUAUAUAUAUACGUACAUAUGCUGCAAAUUAAUUUAACGGAAUCUAUUGUUAAUUUUGCAAUUUAACAACAAUGCUCGUAUACGUAUGUGUUAAUGCCUUGCAAUGUUUAUUUACUUUAGUAUUGUUACAACUAGCUUUAAUGAAUUGUUGGAUGUAGGAGCGAGACAAACGAAGGAAAGAGUACUGUUUAUAUGUUACAUAUUGUGUCUGUCACGCGUUAAUCGUAUAUGUGUAUAUAUACACUACAUACAUAUAAUAUGUAUGUUAAUCUCAUAUUAAUUUCUUGUAAAUAUUAUAAAUAGUGCCCCUUGCGCAAGUAGGCACAUGCAACACAAUUCAUGCACAUUCAUAUGUACAUUAACUUUAGUCGAUUCAUUCCAUACUGACAUGAACGCGUGACGAUGAAGGAUGGAGUGCCUAGUCGUUUGUAUUAUAUACGCAUUUUCAUUAUUGUCAAAUGAAUCAACUAAAUUUAUUGUAUAUACAUUGACGAAUAUCGAGCCAGCAUUGUAAGAAAGAAAACGAUGAAAUAUAUUAAUGGCAGGGGGCGAAUGGUACUUUGAACAACGAUAAUACCUUUUAUUUUUUAGAGAUGAUUACGUUUGAAGAAAAGCGAACGAAAAUGUUGGUUAAAUCGCGUGAAGAUUGACCUGUUUUUUAAAGUGAAAUACGAAAAGCCAUAGUUUUCAUGUAGUAUAUUAAGGAUUUGUAUAUUUUAUAUAGAAUCAUGUCGAUAGUAAGAUAACAACUAGUACCAGAUAUUGAAACCUGUAUGUACAGAGGAACAGUACGAUGAUUUUUUUUCGAUAUACUUUGUCGAUACACUCUUCGGGCAUUCUGAUGAAACGUACUAAUGUUACUAUCGUUAUUCUUUGUCUCUUUUUGUGAUCAAAUCUGUAUCGAUGUCGUAUGAUACAUGAUUAAUUCUUAGAGUACCUGCUUCUUUGUUUAGUUUCUUGUUGUUACUUCUUUUUUUUUCCUUUUUUUCUCUCUUUUUUUUUUUUUUUUUUUUUUUGAAUGAAAGGGAAAGAUGAAGAGUGAAAUUGAGCGUGCAUGGAAAAACUGAAGGUGUCGAUUUUAGAUUCCUUGGUUGUGAUGUAAAAGUGGCUGGUACCACUUUUGUCCGAGUGACAAUACAUAAUUAUAAUGUUUGUGUAGGAGGAUUAUGUAUCUUUCACCCCCCGUCAUAUUAUCAACUGUAAAAUAACGCAAGAAAUAACAUGUGGAAAAUGUGUGCGUUAUUCUUGAUAUGGCUAUGCAUUAAGGAAGAACACUUAAAAGUACUAAAAGAAAAGAGCCUAAGAAGAAACGUUCCGUACAUCGGCUGAGUCACCUCUUUCAGUUUUACAUUAAUAUAAUCAAUCACGUUAAUUAGUUUUCUUAUAUCGACUCUUUAUACAAUUGUGCGAAACGCAAAUGCAAGAAUGACCAAGCAACACAACAAAGAACAAUCAACACAUUAUACACGGCGAUAUUGAAUUCAAUUCCAAAUAUAACCAGCGUUAUAAUAUCGAAUUUAAUCGAUGCUGCUGAAUCGUUUUCUGAAAUUUGUUUAACAUCAACGAGAUAGUUCAUAGUGAAACAAAACAAUAACGAAUCACGUUCACUUUCCAAUGUUUUGUAAAUCUACGAUGGUACUCCCAUGGUUCACACGAAGUUAGCGAAAGUAAAAGAGUACACUGCUGAUCUCAACGAAAAGAUACACUACGAUAGGAUAGCGUAAAAAAUGUAUGUGUUUUACAUUACCAGAAACCUUAUUACGCUAUCAGAACGAAGUUGGGUUACUCAGUUUAAGCGUAAGAGGUAUCAUAUUGAAAGAUACUCGAGUGUAUUUAGGACGAUUUAUUGUAAUUUUAAAGAUAAUAUAGUUACAAUUUCUCAGAAAUGUGAAACGUGAAAUUGGGGUUAGGUUGGGGUUCACGAUUGGAAGAAAGAAAUAAAGCAAUCGACAGAAUUUAUGUGUCUUACAAACACAAUGCGAGUAAAAGUGCAUUUUUGUACAACACGUGAGAAUAGUUGAAGAAAGGAGAGUCUGCGUAUAUAGAGUUCCAUACAGUUAAAUUAUUGCAUUAUUAGUUUAUAUUUAUACAAUUCAUAUACAAUCCAUAUGUUAAUUGUGUAAAUCAAAGUUUGGGUUUCUACGUUACAGAGUCUUUUUCUUAACUAUUCCAAGGUUGUUACCAGGAACGUUAAGGAUUGCAAAUGCUGCUAGUACGAUUAUCUUUUUCUUUUUUUUUUUUUUUUUUUUUUUUUGUAAAAUUAUAGUCGCGUGAUAACUGAAUGAAUGAAUAUUUAUUUAUUGUGUAUUCGUGGUCGAGAGAAAGGUAAUAAUAAUGUGCAGACAAUGGAAAGUAUUAUUAUUCAAAUUUUCUAACGUAGCACAGCAUAGCAUUACUUUACGUUAGUAAGUAAUAUAUAUAUAUAUAUACAUAUAAAUAUAUUACAUAUAUACGUACAUACAUACAUAUAUACAUAUAUCCAUAUAUAAAUAUAAAUAUGCCUAUAAACGAUGAGAAAAGAAAAAUAAACGUAAUUGAAUGGAGUGUUUUCAAGCUUUCCGCAGUGUUGUUAUAUUAUAAAUAUAUAUAUAUAUUAUAUAUAUAUAUAUAUAAUGUAAGUUAUACCGUUUACGAAAAAGAAGAUUGUUGCCUCUUGAUGCUACUUUAUCAUAUCAUCGUUGUGAAUAGAAUAUUGUUAUACACGAAUUUAUCGUCCCACUUACUGUUCCUUCCAUUUUGAGAAGGAUAUCUUACACACACACAUGUGACAUUCUUUAUUAUAUAAAUAUACUGCAUGUGACCCUAAAAAAGCCAACAUGUAAAACUAAAGUAUAAAGAAAAAUCUAUUUAAAAGCAUCCCAUAAUCCUAGAAAUUGUCAUAAAUGAGAAGGAAAUACAAUUGCUUACGUUCGUACAGAAAAAAUUAGUAUAAUUUUGGACUAUGAAUUUUAAUAAUGUGUGAUAAUUUAACAAAAUUUUUGGAACUUUGACAAUCAAAAAUAAAACAUAAAAUCAAUUGCACUUUGGAAAAUUUGUAGUAGCUGAAAUAAUUCUUUUAAAAGUAAUGUCAUAAACAGUGCGCUAUUUUAAAAUCGAAAAUAGUUAUUACAAACUAAUAUUUUUAUAAGUAAUCGUUCAAAAUUAACAUAUACAAUGAAAGUUUAACGGUUUCCACUGUCAACACUUUCCAAUGUAUCUAUUUAAAUAUUCUUUAGAAAUAUUUUACUAAAUUUUCAACAUCUUUAAAUCUUUACAUUAAAAAUUCCUUGAUGAGAAGAUAUAGAAAAUUUUUCAUUUUUAAAAUUAGUCAUUAAACUAUUGUAAUAUGAAAAUUUGUAUCAUAUUCUUAAUUUAACACUAACCUUACCAUAUCCGGUUAAUUUAAAUUUUCAACUAAAAUUGUACAUUCAUUGUUAUUUCUUUUGUUCGUCCAAUUUUAUGUAAAUUAUUAUACUAAGAAAAAUUGAGAAACCGAUUAAUCAAGUAAUGUAAGGAUUUACAUAAAGUUAGACGAACAAAAGAAAUAACAAUGAAUAUACAAUUUUAAAUUAAAUUUUGAAACCGGUCAUUUGACCGGACCUAGUAAAGUUAAUCUUAAUAGUACAUCCUUAUAUUUUUCAAGCAUUAUCACGAUCAGAAAAAGUGAGUCUGAAUUUUCAUUCAUUACAGUGUUAUUACUAUCUUAAUUAAAAAGAGCAACUUGAAAAAAUUAUCAACUAUUUCAGGAUCAUUUGAUCAACGUGUAUCCAUUAAUUGCAAGUUAAUCUCAAAUUUUCUCAGAAAUGUUUUUCGUACAGUGACUCAACCGUUGUACAGCGAUGUAAGUAGGGAUGACACUUGUACGGCGUUCGCGCAACAUCUUCAAGCUGCAUCAUGUGUAGUUGAAAAGUCACCAGUAUUGUUCGCGCUGUGUUCCUUACAAUUUCGACGGUGCGUCGCGCGUUCCCUGUAACUUUCGAUCAUCUAUAGCUUCUUUCUAAAUUGUACAACAAUCUAAUUGACGUAGAUAGAUUCACGAAUUCUACAAAAGGGAAUAAUAUGAAUUGUCUGUCAUAGACAACGUAAGCUUUUAAUAUAGUGUGUUCGAUAAAGUAGUGAUUAAAUGUACAAACUACGAAAGUGUUUGGAACCGAUUUCACACGUGAACUGUAAUCGUACGAACAACUGUCAAGAAAAAUAGCGAUAAAUCUCUGUACUUCGUUAACAUUCAAGGUAACGAUAUAUAUAGCUUCUUGUUGAAACACUUGCAAAUAAUUAAUUGUCAGUAAAAAUAAAUAAAUAAAAUUUUAUGUUAGCCAAUAA